GCAGUUGGUAGGCGCAUGCGCAGCCGCAACCUGCGCUGAGCGCUGACAGCAGGCUGACCGGGAGACCGUUUGCUGCCGCCGUUGUUGUUGCCGCUUCCACUCCACGUUGUGAGUCUCGGAUACGCUGACACCAGAACUGGACUUAAUUUCUGUUACAGGAAACUCAAACAACAGCAACAAAGUGUUUUGUUUUAGGCUUUUUUUUGGACACGCUGACCUCCGAGCUUCCUCUUCCUCCCGGUGGUAAACGGACUCUCGGUGAAGUGAGACUCUGAACGAGGCCGAGAGACGUUUGACUGCAUGAAGAGGCCGAGUGACGGGACCCUGGUCCUCACCUAGACCCCUCCCACGACCCCACCCCCACCCCCACUGCCUGGACAUGAGGUCGUUCCGAUCGUUUGCAAACGACGACCGCCAUGUCAUGGCCAAGCACGCCAGCAUCUAUCCUGCGCCGGAGGAGCUGGAGGCGGUCCAGAUGCUGGUGUCCACCGUGGAGGGAGCCCUCAAGAAAGUCUCUGAUUGGAUGGAUGGCCUCAACACAUCCUCAGGGAAGACCUCCACUGAUACCGGGGCUGGGGACAUUAAGGCGGAGGAAGACGCUGCUGAGACGAAGCCGGAUGGCACGCCGGCGCUGUGCGGGGUGACACGUGUCGGCCUGGUGGCCAAAGGCCUGCUGAUCAAAGGGGACAUGGACCUGGAGCUGGUGCUGAUGUGCAGGGAGAAGCCCACCAAACUGCUGCUGUACACCAUCAGCGCCAACCUCCCCCUGCAGAUCCAGACGAUGACUGAGGACAAAUACGAGGUGCAGUCGUGCGCGCCCGACGCAGCCAUCCGGGUCUGCAGCACCAAAGACCCCCGACUCACGCUGAAGAUCACCCUCUCCUCCUUAACCAUGAGGGAGGAACACGGCACCACAGACGAAGACGAGGGCCAUCAGGACGACAACAAGGAGAGGCAGGAGGACGAGGAGAAGGAGGAGGAGGAUGUCCUGGACAGGCAGAAGUGCCAGGCUGCGCUGGCGUCGCUCCGACACGCCAAAUGGUUCCAGGCUCGAGUCACAGAUCUCAAGUCUUGCGUCAUCGUUUUGAGGAUUUUCAGAGACAUGUGCAACAGACUGUCUGGGUGGCAGCCUCUCCAAGGAUGGCCUCUGGAGCUGAUCUGUGAAAAGGCCAUAGCAACCUGUAACCGGCCGCUAGGUCCAGGCGAGGCCCUGCGUCGCGUCAUGGAGUGCAUCGCCUCAGGGAUCCUCCUGCCAGGAGGCCCAGGAGUUCACGACCCCUGUGAGAGAGAACCCACAGACGUCCUGUCUGACCUCAGCGCCCAGCAGGCGGACGCCAUUACACACAGCGCACAGCAUGCGUUACGCCUCCUAGCCUAUGGACAGCUUUACAAGGUCUUGAAUAUGGAUCCUCUCCCCACCAGCAGGCCCUCACCAAGGCUGUUAGAAGGCGGCUGUCAAAAGAGGCUUCGGGAGGACGUUGGGUCAGAUGACAGAGAUUUCAUCAAACGGAUGAAAGUCCUGGACUGGAGGAUGACGGAUCCCAACCACCCCAUGAACGCUCUGAUGCGUCUGAACCAGAUCCACCCGGGCCUCCAGUACCGCCUGCUGUCUCAGUCUGGCCCGGUGCAUGCUCCAGUCUUCACCAUGUCUGUGGAGAUCCAGGGAACCACCUACCAGGCCACCGGGAACUCUAAAAGAACCGCCAAGCUCCAAGUGGCCCUCAAGGCGCUGCAGGCUCUGGGAUUCGUGCUCGGCGGCGACGGAGACGUUGACUCACUCAGCGCCGAUGAGAAGUCAGAUGGUGAAGGCAAGAACGACAGGAUGUCCACCAGCUCCAGCUCCACCUCCAUCACCUCCUCCACAGACACACAGGAGUCCAGAGCUCCAGGUCCGAUCCUGACAGCGGGAGGUAAAAACCCAGUGAUGGAGCUGAAUGAGAAACGCCGCGGCCUCAAAUAUGAGCUGAUAUCGGAGAGCGGCAGCAGCUACGACAAGCGCUUCAUCAUAGAGGUGGAGGUGGACAAGCAGGUUUUUCGGGGGACGGGUCCCAAUAAGAAAGUAGCCAAAGCCAGCGCAGCACUCGCGGCCCUGAACAGCCUGUUCUCUGGCUCCAAAUCUACGAGCAACAAGAAGAAAAGACCCAACCCUCCUCCAAAGCGGCCCGUGGCAUCGGUGCUGACUCUCCCGGCCCUCGCUGCCAGACCUCCACGUGUCCCAGUCAUCCCCAGAGCUCCCUACAUCAGCACCCCACCCACACACGGAUACAUCCCCCCAGGUUUUGGUGCUCCUUAUGGUUACAGCCCUGCAGGCGCCCUCCAUCCCUACGGUUUUCCCUCCAGAAUGCCCUCAGUAGUUUUCCCAGUCAUCAGAGUCCCCACAGCAUACCCCAUCACCCACCUCUACCCCUAUUAGGACCCUCCCUCAACCCACUUCACAGCAAGCCACUUGUUAAAGUUAUAUCCUGACUGUUACUGCAUGUUCACGAAACAAGCUUCAAACACCAAAAAUAAAACCAACACUGGAAUCCACAAACGAUUGACCAGAAUACCCAAUCAGUACCAAUGUUGUACAGCAUGUCCCCUCAUUAGCUUGAUUUAAUUGGCCAUUAGAAAGUGGUGUGGCAGAACAGAGUUUGACCAAAAAAAGCUCUUUGAUCAUCAAACCAUUAUGCAACAAAAAAACGGAGUUCACCGUUUAGUGAGCUGCAGUGUGUCAAAGACUUUUACACUGUAGGGAGCUUAAUAAACAUUGACUAUAAGGAACUAAAUGGAAAUCUAAUAUAGGGAACAAAAUAACCACUCACCAUAGGAAACAACCACCAUACACAGAAGGAAACAAACUAAACAAACAUUUUAUGGACCUAAAAGAAAAUCCAAACACAAGACUACUAAAUAUCUCCUGUAAGGAAAAAAAAACAUUGUCUAUAGGGGAAAUAACUUAACAUUCACCAUAGUGUAGUAAGCAAACUAAAUAAAAAUAAAGCUUCUUAAGCACACCAGAUACUAAUAAUCCAAUGUAGGAAACAAAAAAAAGGAACCAUAGAAAGGAGCCGAACAUCCUCUGUUAGGAAUCAACGAAACAGUUUCCCUACUGUGUCUCUAUUUUUCAAUACAAUGUUAAGUUCCCUAAACAAUGAUGAACGAACUAAAUAUUCACAGAGGGGGGAAAACCCUGUUCACCAACUACUAGAUAUUCAAUGUCAGAAACUAAACAUCCACUGUAAAUAACCAAACAUCCUCUGUUGGAAUUAAAGAAACCGUCCCUCACAAUGGAUAUUUAUUUAACUUAUAUUUAUUGAUUUGAUCUAAAUUAACAGUCAUUUUAGGGAACUAAAAGAACACCAACUGUAGUAGCCAACAUAAGGAACUAAAAUAUCCAUUGCAAGGGACUAAAAUAUUUAGUUGGCAACUAAAGUAACCCCUACCAUACACAGACUGGUGUGUGUGUGUGUGUGUGUGUGUGUGUGUGUGUGUGUGUGUAUGUAUAUAUAUAUAUAUAUAUAUAUAUAUAUAUAUAUAUAUAUAUAUAUAUAUAUAGCUAGCACCAACUACUAAAUAUCUACAGUAGGGAACAAAAACAAACACAAUACAUUAAAGACUACAUUUAAUAUACAAUUUAGGGACCUAAACAUCCUCUGUAUGGGAACUAACUCAACAACCACAAUAGCAAAUUUAAGUUAGCCAAUAUAGGGAACUAAAAAACACAAAUGUAAUGAGCUUAAUAAAUAUGAAACUAAAGAAACAGCCACUGUAGGAAACUAAGUAACACUGAAUACACCGAUAGAAACCUUUAUAAGAUGUAGACUACAACAUGUAAUGAUCAAAGAGCUUCUUUGUCAAAAAGGUAAAUUAUUCCUUUAACUACCACUCAUGGAUGUGACUGUUGUUUUAAUGUAUCUGUUUUCUAAUGUUUUAAGUUUCUGUGGAUAUAAAAGAAAAACAGGUUUACAAUAAUCAGUUGCACUGAGGAACCUUUUCCUUUUGUUUGGAUGUUUACAGUUACUGUUAAAUAUUUGAGCUAAUUCCUUUUUUGUGUUGAGUGGAAAAUACUUUCUUUUCAGAGAGAGAUUUUAUUUUGACCUGUUUGUAGGUUAUAUUCUGUUUAAAUAAAUGAAUAUUUUUUUCAAGUGCUAAGUAA
Molecule: messenger RNA, 4138 nt
Organism: Perca flavescens (yellow perch)
Lineage: Eukaryota; Metazoa; Chordata; Actinopteri; Perciformes; Percidae
Product: spermatid perinuclear RNA-binding protein
Exons: 18
Coding region: 380-2413 (677 amino acids)
Cellular component (GO): precatalytic spliceosome
Molecular function (GO): double-stranded RNA binding; single-stranded RNA binding
Source: RefSeq, a predicted model, not a curated record